AUGUACAUCGAGUUGUCAAAAGAUCGAAAGGAUGGGACAAAAUGUCUGGCUCUGUCACCUCUCUCCCCAAAACCAUCAUCAUACCUGUCCUUUCGGGCUCGUAGGGACUUGUUCUUAUCAGAAUCAAACGCUAUCCAAAAAAACCGACAUGUUGCGUGCGUCAUUGAAGCUUGUUUUGAGACGGCCGAAGCGUGUCCUACAAAGCACGCGCCAGCCCCGGUCAGCGAGAGAUUCGCGUCCAGAUACCAGUUUCCCGAUGAACAAGGAACGCCUCCAGAUCAAUUCGAUUUCCUGAGCCUUGAAUCGUUUGAAACCAUGUCGCAUAAUCCAAAGUUUUGGUUACCACUCCCCGACCCUGACCGUGCGCUCUCGACCGCGUAUCUUGUCCUUGUCCGGAUGAUCAUGUACAUGGGCCGUCCAAAGGUAUCGGACGAGGAGAGAAACAAACACUGGGAGGAUCUUGAGUUUGCGGCUGCCCCACCAACUUCAGAGAUUGGGCGCGCUAGGACCUGUGUUUCGAUAUGCACCAGCGUGAUCGCUCACAUUCUCUCUUCGACCCCGAAUGACUCGCCAUUACGCAUGUCCCAUCCACAAGUUUUUGAAACCAACGAGGCUCUUGUAAUGUUGUACGACUCCUUUUUGGCUGACAGAGUAAAAGACGGGAAGGGGUGGGAGCCAACCCCACUCUCACGGCUUCCCUCCUCCGAGUUCACCGUCCACGUCUUCCGCAACCCCUCAACUGCCCGCAUCCAAAAUAUCCUCCUCAUAGACUUGGAUAGUGCGUGGUUCACGGACUGGUUGCAAUCCCCCAAGUCCCGAAACCUGGACGAGUUCACGCGAGGCUUCGACGACUCAUCAUUACGCAAGGCCCACUCAAACACCUUUGAUACCACUCAGGAACUGGUGCUUGCGCGAUCGAGAUAUUCUUGGCAUAUCGUGUGCGAGAGAAAAAGGGACGGGAAAUGGUUACAGAACAACUCCGAGGUGGACCGAAUUUUGGAGGUGCACUUUGCUGGCAGUGCUGAUAGAACUUGGAGUUUAUCUAAUUGGACGAAGCAGGUUCGAACGUUCCUAGCGGGGGAUGUGAUUUCUGGAACGGGAUACGGCAUCCAAGUCAUCCUCUUUGUAUCCUGCGCGACCAUUCUCUACUCGCAGUACUCCCGCUCCCUGCGUUCCUCCUCUUCCUUCUUAAUCAAGGGGGACACAAGAGCCCUGUUCCUCCUCCUCUAUAUAACCCUCCUGUUCGUCGUCGAAUCGAUCUAUACCGCAGUUCAAGCACGCACUGUACAAUUGAUGUAUAUCGAUAACCGAAACUACCCUGGGGGACCGUGGGCUUACUUCCUUGCGACGCAAAAACUCCCGGUUAACAUUUUGCCCGUGCUUUUCCACCCCGCGCAGCGUGUACCCCACUUGAGUAUGAGAACGAACGGUGACACUGUCAUUCGGAUGUGCUUGAUCAAGGGGACGACUUGGAUCAAGGUUACAGCAAUUCGUGGCAAUGCUUAG
Messenger RNA from Laccaria bicolor S238N-H82, 1506 nucleotides. RefSeq lists its product as uncharacterized. Lineage: Eukaryota; Fungi; Basidiomycota; Agaricomycetes; Agaricales; Hydnangiaceae. The transcript has 10 exons. The coding region runs from base 1 to 1506 and encodes 501 amino acids. The record is from RefSeq and is a predicted model, not a curated record.